Microplitis demolitor is the source of this 1715-nucleotide messenger RNA. Its product is annotated as zinc finger protein 322. The coding region runs from base 339 to 1655 and encodes 438 amino acids. Gene Ontology annotation, biological process: regulation of DNA-templated transcription. NCBI's taxonomy places the organism in Eukaryota, Metazoa, Arthropoda, Insecta, Hymenoptera, Braconidae. The transcript has 3 exons. Gene Ontology annotation, molecular function: DNA-binding transcription factor activity, RNA polymerase II-specific; RNA polymerase II cis-regulatory region sequence-specific DNA binding. The record is from RefSeq and is a predicted model, not a curated record.
ACAUAAUCAAAUUUAUCGCAUUUCACCGUACAGUAAUUAAAUCUAUUUAAAUAUAUAACAUCACAUAUAUUUAUGACAUUUACUUUCACAUGAUUUCCUAGUAUCGAAUAAAAGCUUAAGCCUACUGUGUACCUAUACUUUAAUACUCAUAAGUAAUAAGUGAAAAUAUAUAAUUUAAAUUUAAUCUCGUCCAUUUUUGAAGUGACCGUUGAUCAGUCAGUGUCUAGUGAAAUAUAAUUAAAUAUAUAAAUAUAUAUACUAUAGUUACUUAUUCAAGUAGUUUGAUAAAUAAAUAAUUUGUAAAUAAUCGAUUUUAUUUACUGAUUUGUGUAACAAAAAUGAAGGUAAAAAAUGUGCCAAUUAAAAAAGUACGAACGAAAGAAUUUAGUAGAUUUAUUUCCGGGCCAACAAAAUGGGACGGAAAUAAAUUUUGUAAUUUAAUUUAUAACAAAUAUAAUGGAUGUAAACAAUAUCUAUGUGAAAAUAAGAAUAAUCAAUACGUACCGAAACAGUAUUAUGCAACAGAACAAUCUAAUAAUCACCAGGAUAAAGAAAAAUCUGUGGAUUCAUUUCAAGAAUUUCCACUAUUUGUUCCCAAACAAUGUGUAAGCAAUGUGGCCAAACAAAGUGAGCCAUUGGAUUUAUCUGUCAUCACAAGUCUAGAUUGUUCGACAAACAAGACUCUCCAUGAUUUUAACAGAAACAAUGACACACUUAAUAAUAAUACCGAACAAUAUAGUAACAUUGUAUCUGAACACAGUGAACCAUUAGACUUAUCCUUAAAGAAUGUACAAAGUUGUUCAAGUUUCAAUAACUUAGGUCAUCGGAGUAUAUAUCAUACAAGAAGAGGAGUGAGCGAACAAAACAAUCUAGGAAACAAUUAUGUGCAAACAAAACAAACAAUAAAUUACUUAACCAGACGAUGCAACAAACAAUCGAACAAUGCGAAACAAUAUGUCAACUGUCAUAAUCAUUUGUUUGUUGAUGAUAAUACAGACAAUGUAAUUGAACAAACAAUGGAACAGCGAACUAAUAAACCUGUCGAACAAUGCGAACAAAGAUACAAAGCUCUGUACCUCUAUAAAAUAUUUACCGAAUUAUUUCCGACAAACUUUGAAAAUUUUGACGGCUUGACAGUUAACAAUAUUAACGUGAACAAUAUCAAUAUAAACAAUAUGAAUAAUGUCGCGGAUCCUAGUGGAAACAAAGUUUGUUUUGAUGAAAAAUUAAAUUGUUUGUAUUGCAAAAAAUUUUUUUGGACUUCUUGGGAGUUAAAAAAACACAUUGCUGUCACUUUUGUUCGGAACAAUCUGACAAACAAAUUUCAUUGUUGCGCAUGUGUGAAGAUGUUUGCGCAGAAACGGUAUCUGCAAUACCAUCAGCGCACUCAUUUAGAUGGUAUUAAAUUUUCGUGUGCAUUUUGUAGCAGGAAAUACACAAGAUCAGAUAAUUUAGCAAGACACAAUAAUUUUCAUAUCAAUCCAAACAAAUUUUCUUGUUUGUACUGUGAUAAAAAGUUUGUACGUAAGGAUUUGAUGGACAAACAUCUUCGUGUUCAUGAAAAUAAAUUUAGAUAUGAGUGCACAAGUUGUAAAAAAUUUUUCCGUGGCCCGAUUUCUUUUGAAAAUCAUAAUAAAAUUUAUCAUAAUUUGUAAUUUAUUGUUUUGAAUUUGAAAUUUAUUAACUGUUAUCAAUAUAAAAAUUUACAAGAUUGU